This is a messenger RNA of Frieseomelitta varia, 4629 nucleotides long. RefSeq names its product endothelin-converting enzyme homolog (gene Nep3). Gene Ontology annotation, biological process: protein processing. Gene Ontology annotation, cellular component: plasma membrane. Gene Ontology annotation, molecular function: metalloendopeptidase activity. Bases 334 to 2670 code for a protein of 778 amino acids. The transcript has 13 exons. NCBI's taxonomy places the organism in Eukaryota, Metazoa, Arthropoda, Insecta, Hymenoptera, Apidae. The record is from RefSeq and is a predicted model, not a curated record.
GAAGAUUGGUAGGGGGGUUGGAGGUGCGUCAAAGCAUCCCCAUAAGAGAGAGCCACGGAAAGUUAGGAGCGCCGAUAUAGUGGCUGAGCCGAGGAAAACGCUGGAAAAUGUCAUAGUCCUCGAGGACGGUACAGUUUCGAGUAAUACCUCUCUUCUCCUUGAUUCUCUCUCCAUUUUCCCUUUCCCUCCAUUUUCUCCCGCCUCGCCCCGUCACUCUACCGUACCGAAACUCCCUCCGUCACAUCGUCAAAGCCUAGAAUUCGUCCUCGGUACAGUGAAUCGAUAAAUUGUAAGUGAUAGUGCGCGAAUUGGUGAUUACGCGAUCAAGCCAAAAUGUCGGUGAAGAUGAUGAUGUACAAGCAGGCCGAGUUCGAGGACGAGGAGAACAGCAGCAUCGGCUCUGUCGCUUUGAACAGCGAGGGUAUCAGCACUUCGGCGACGCACAUCAGAUACAAUUCGGGAUUCUCGCUGUGGAGAGCUAGAAGUCCACUCGAAAGAUGUCUCUUCAUCAUUUGCGCGGGAUUUUUAUUGAUGGUCGUGAUGCUGUCGAUAGUCAUCAGCAGCAAGAAUAGCUGGGACGAGGCACAAAUACUUCAUGUCACCUCGCACGGAGAAAAUGGUACACCCUGUUUAACUGAACACUGUGUCACGGUAGCCGCCUCCAUUAUAAAUAGCAUAGAUCCUUCGGUCGAUCCGUGUGACGAUUUUUAUGAAUAUGCGUGUGGUGGUUGGAUCAAGAAAAACCCCAUACCAGAGGGAAACAGCAUGUGGGGAACGUUCGAUAAGUUCGAGCAAGACAAUCAGCUGGUUAUAAAGAAUGUUCUUGGAAAACCGUUCGAAGAAAUGAAGUCAAAGGCCGAGAAGAAAGCAAAAUAUUACUUUCUCUCCUGUAUGGACGCGAAUGAUACAAUCGAAACACUUGGCGCGAAACCGAUGCUGGAUUUAUUGGAUUCUAUCGGUGGCUGGAACAUUUCUGGGAAAUUCAAUGUUAGCCAGUGGUCCUUGCAGAAUACUAUGCAUAUUCUGCAAAAUGUUUAUAACAUGGAUGGUUUGUUUGCAUGGGCGGUAAACGAAGAUGAUCGGAAUAGCAGCAGACACAUUAUACAGAUCGAUCAAGGAGGUUUAACGCUGCCAACCACCGACAACUACCUAAACGUCACUAGUAAUAAAGUGUUGGCCGCUUACUUGGAAUACAUGACGAAGAUAGGCGUGCUGCUAGGUGGAAAGGAAAAUUCGACAAGGAAACAGAUGGACGAUGUGAUAAAGUUCGAGACGGAGUUGGCGAGUAUUAUGACACCACUGGAGGAUCGCCGGGACAAAGAGAAGCUUUACAAUUUGAUGUCUUUGAAGGAAUUGCAACGUAAAGCGCCUUUCAUAUCUUGGUUGGACUAUUUUCAAAAUGCAACGGGGCUCGUUAACAUAAAGAUGACCAACGAAACAACGAUCGUGAACAAUGCUCCAGAAUAUUUCGUCAAAUUGUCCAAGCUGGUAUUAGACUACAACAAAACGAACGAUAAGAAAGUGAUACUGAAUAAUUAUCUGGUUUGGCAAACCGUGAGAACUCUAACCGCCUGCCUGUCAAAACCGUUUCGCGACGCUUACAAGGGCCUCAGGAAAGCUUUGAUCGGCUCGGAGGGCCGCGAGGAGCAAUGGCGUUAUUGCGUCAGCGAUACGCAUAAUGCGAUGGGUUUUGCAAUUGGUGCGAUGUUCGUUAGAGAAGUUUUCCAUGGAAAGAGCAAACCCAUGGCGGAGAAGAUGAUCGAUCAAGUGCGCAAAGCUUUUACCAAGAACUUGAAAAACCUCGAUUGGAUGGACGCGGAGACGAGGAGGGCAGCCGAAGAGAAAGCGAAUGCGAUCACCGAUAUGGUCGGGUUUCCGAAUUUCAUCUUGAAACCGAACGAACUCGACGAACGUUACAAUGAUCUAACAAUAAAGAAGAACGAGUAUUUUCAAAACAACAUACGGGUGAACAAGUAUAAUUUGCGAAAAAAUCUAGAGAAGCUCAAUCAGCCUGUGAAUAAAACUACUUGGAUAAUGACGCCUCCCACAGUGAACGCUUAUUACUGGCCUACGAAAAAUCAAAUGGUUUUUCCCGCUGGUAUCCUACAGAGUCCGUUCUAUGAUAUAGAGAAUCCUAAUAGUUUGAAUUUUGGUGGUAUAGGCGUUGUCAUGGGGCAUGAAUUGACUCACGCAUUCGACGACCAAGGAAGGGAAUACGAUUUGCAUGGAAACUUGAAUCAAUGGUGGAAUAACGCUACGAUAGAGAGAUUUAAAAACAGAACUGAGUGUUUCGUUGAACAGUACGGCAAUUUUGAAAUACAUAGUCGACGCGUGAAUGGACGGCAAACAUUGGGAGAAAAUAUUGCAGAUAAUGGUGGUCUCAAAGCAGCGUUUCAUGCGUAUCUUUCAACGCCUAUGAGCUACAAGGAUCAAUUACCUCUGCCUGGUCUUAAUUUGACACAUCGACAAUUAUUCUUCCUAAAUUUCGCCCAGGUUUGGUGUUCCUCUGUAAUGUCCGAGGCAAUAGCUCUUCAAAUCAAGAAAGAUUCCCAUUGUCCGCCAAAAUAUAGAGUGAUAGGGUCACUCUCAAAUCUACCGGAGUUUGCAACUGAGUUUAACUGUCCCGAAGGAUCGCGAAUGAAUCCGGUUCACAAAUGUGAAGUGUGGUAAUGCGUCUUUCUCUUGGAUUGUCUGUGUGGAACUUGUAUCGUUCAAUUUCAUUGCCGGUAUCUUACGGAACGAGUCAUUGCAAAAAUUCAGAUCGCUUCGCGCUUCUAUCUCCAGAGCAACGAGCGUCACUGUUUUCGAUCUUUUUCACUUUUAUUUGACCGUUGCGAGUAGAAAGUAACGUAAACGAGAAGAAGCAAACUAGCGAUCUUUUACAAAUGAUCGUGUACGCACAUGGGAUACGCGAAGCCUGAAUAUUCCACGAAUGAAAGAAACGAGAGAUAGAAGCGACGAGCGCAACGAAUCCCGUUGCGACCAUGUGAUUUUAUCCAGUGUGAAAUGUUAAACGUCCAUUUGCUGAUUCGCACUGCUGAUUUAUUCAAAGGCAUCAGAAUCAUAAGGAGAAUUGAAUCUGCGCGAGUUCAAGUGUGUGUUUCAGCGAACGUCGAACGAGUUAUAUGUAAUUUCAAUAGGAUCGGAUCAACUUUUGAGAUUUCGUAAUUCGGAUAAAUCAAACAUCGAUCGAAGGUCGGCUUACACGCGUUCAGUGUUGUAUCGAUUCUUUUUUUUUUUUUUUUUUUUUUUUUUUUUUUUCGUUCAAAAUAAUCGAUAAGGCCAGUUCUGGAGCCAGACCACGGAAUCGUUGAAUUUCCUUACACCACUAUAUAUUCGAAACGCGCCAUACAACGCGUCGAUGUAAAUUCACUGUGGUUCAUCGUGAUCACUGGGGACGAUUUAAUCCAUCGAACCAAUCGACCGACCAACUUCUGAUCGUCGUUUUACCCGUAAACAAAAGCGCGCACUUCUACGUGAUAAGUGAUUUUUCACUUUUAUACUUGAAAUCAUUAUUAUCCGUUCGAAUCGUACGAUUCGAGUACACGUUAAAGACGUUGACGCUGCAUACAUAACACGUUUAACAACGCUUGUAUAUAUCUGCAGAGUAUAAAGGCACAUUCAUAUUUCUCCAUCCAGUUGACACAGUGCAUUCGUUCCUACAAGCAACGAGAAGAAACAGAUCAGCAGCAAUUUAAAAAAAGAAAAAAAAAGAAGAAAAAAAGAGAGUAAAAAGAUGUGCAGUUGUAAAAACAAAGAAAUAGUUUAUUCAGUUGGGAUUUUUUUCUGUUCUGUUCCAUUUGUGCUGAAGCAGCGAUUCUCACCGAUCUCGAUGAGCCAUGGCGAUUAUAAACGGCAUAUUGCUGUGAUUUCUGCAGGCAGGAAGUUAAGCUCUAGCAAUAAGCUUAAGAAAUUUAAUUUUCUAAACAAACUACAUGCUAUACAGUUAUAUAUAGGAUAGAAACGGUAUGUCGAGCCAAGGAGUGCAAUUCAAAAUGUUUCUACGGACGUUCGAGCAAGUAUUUUUAAAUGCGUUUAAAAGUAUAUUCGAUAAUUAAAUGAAUCAGAAGUCUCUUUCAUUAAAACAAUCUGAAAUAAAUAUGGAUAAAAUUUGUGGAAGAAGUUAGAAGAAACAGAAGAUUUAUUGAUAAAAUAGGCAUUUAAAAUCUUGAAUACUUGAGCCUGAUAUUUGAAAAUAAUAAGAACAGAAUCAAAAGUGAAAUCGUCCAAGCACAAAUUUAUUGGAAGAUCUAAAUAUUUAUCUUUAUAAAUAAUAUAUCUCGAAGAUUCAUUUUUGUUGUUCUUUCAACCAUCGAACGAACGUUCGUGAUUAACAAAAGAAAGAUGAUCGUCGAAAAAUAUUGUAUAUUUCAUGCUCGACUAAUUUCCUUUCUUCAUUCGAUGACGAAUGAAAUGUAAAGUUGAUGACAGUCGUCUGUUAUCUUUUACGUACAUUACAUACUUUACAAAGAAGUGCAAGAAUGAUCGGGAAAACAAUUUCGUGCGUUGAACAAGAAAUGUUUCGAAAUUAACAAUUGUGCCGGGCGUUCUAAUAUUGUAUAAUGUUCGAAAACAUAUCUUUCUUAACGACGCACGUGUAAAUCAAAUAAAGGAUAAAUUAAAUAAUAA